CGCAGAAUUAUUAUUAAUAAAUUGGUUAGAGUACCAUUACACAAAAAGUAAGAAAAUUAUUUGGGAUGAACCCUUACCAGAUAAAGAUGUAAAUUUUUUUGGCCAAAAUCUUCACGAUGGUUUCGUUUUCGCUGCUGUAACCGGGGUUUAUUGCCCUUAUAUGAUUCCUUAUUUAAGAAAAAUGAUAAUUGAUGCUGAUAUGUUUGAAGAAUUAUUACAUAAUACUUGUAUAGUUACAAGAUGUUGGAAAAUGUUAAAUUGUAGUUUUGCAGUUAAACCUGAAGAUAUUCUCGAUCCAAAUUCAGUACAUAUGUUAAUGUUAAUAGCUUAUUUAUUUGAGGUUUUACCAAGUAUGUAUCCAUACGAAACGAUUGAUUUUACAAUUGGAUUAUCACAAAAAGCCUUUAACACAAUCGUUUUAAAAAAUAUAAACGAUUUUCCUAUUUGUUAUAAAGUUAUAUUCUUUUCAAACGAAGAUAAUUGUUUUACAACAGAUGAAGAUAUGUAUGUUAUACCACCAGGAAAGUCGUGUAAAAUUCUAAUAACAUAUUACGCGAAAUUCGCGAAGAAUAUAACUUGUACAUUAUUCUUAAGUGGUGAAAAUGAUAGUUAUCAUUUUUCAAGAAAUCGGGCAUUCACGUUAAUUGGAAUACCAGAUGUAACUUAUAUGACAUCAACAAUAAAAUAUCCAAUUUAUCUUUAUGAAGUAUCAGAUGUAUCAUUUACAGUAAAAUCGCCAUAUUCUAUUGAAACAGCUUAUAAUAUUCAAUUAACUUACGAUAUGGUUCAAACACCAGACGAUUUAGCUAACAUUCCAUUUGCUCAAAAAGAAGAACUUCAAACACCAUCGAAAUUUAUGCCUGUCUCAACCACAACACAAUUUGAUGAGACAGGAGUAUUUGAAUUUCAAGCUUUUUGUACCAUUUUAAUGUACGAAGAACAAAGUGUUUAUAUUUACUUUAGAAACCCAAAUGUAGGUGAUUUCGCGAUUAAUUUUGAGAUCAUUAUGAAAGAAUCUCGUUCAAAAGAAGUCAUCGAGGUUUUUUUACCUAAAAAUGUUAUGGACUUUAGACAAUCAAGUACUGGAGGAGGAUUAGAACGCGUUUUUCUUGAGGUUCCAUGUCGAAACAGAUUAUUUUGGAAUACGAUUAUGGAGUUAAUGUUGAGGAUUUGUGAAGGGGAUGUUUUAGAUUUUUUUAAAAGAAAUAUUGGCACUACAAUAGGAAUGCAAAUUUUACAAGAAAUAAUUUUGGGUUCCGGCAUUGAUAAAUCAAACCUUUGUGAUUCAGUUAAAUAUGAUAUUGUACUAGAUAACACCGAUAGUGGAAUCAUUUUACCGGAUAAUGUAUUUAUUGAAGAUGAAUGUUCCCACAAUACAAUUUCAAUACCACUGAAAUUCCUUAAUACCGGUGAUUUGCCUUCAGAUUUUACAUUUUCCUUAAUAUCGCAGGAUGGCCGUUAUAGACGUUAUUACGUUACAAAUUUUACAUGUGAUCCAUAAACGAAAACCGAACUUUUUUAUAAUUAUAAAAUGUUUAUAUUUUUUAUGCAUUAAUAUCAAUAAAACAUUUUUUUUUAUUAAUUCAA
This is a messenger RNA of Onthophagus taurus, 1587 nucleotides long. RefSeq names its product cilia and flagella-associated protein 47-like. NCBI's taxonomy places the organism in Eukaryota, Metazoa, Arthropoda, Insecta, Coleoptera, Scarabaeidae. Gene Ontology annotation, molecular function: protein binding. Gene Ontology annotation, biological process: cilium assembly. Gene Ontology annotation, cellular component: cilium. The record is from RefSeq and is a predicted model, not a curated record.